Prorocentrum cordatum is the source of this 1071-nucleotide messenger RNA. NCBI's taxonomy places the organism in Eukaryota, Dinophyceae, Prorocentrales, Prorocentraceae. The record is from the annotation of a GenBank genome assembly.
AUGAUGGCGAUCAUCGGAAUGUUUUUCCAGGACGGCUUGACCGGCUCCGCCUGGGGCGACUGGGCGCUCUACACGGGGUCUCCGUUGCGCGCGUUCGAGAGCGAGCUGGGCGUGCAGGACCCGGUUGGCUUCUGGGACCCCGCUGGCUUCACGGCGGACGGUAGCACGGAGAAUUUCGCCCGCCGGCGCCAGACGGAGCUGAAGCACGGGCGCGUGUCUAUGCUGGCGACCAUGGGCUACAUCACCCCAGAGAUCACCGGCAAGCUGCCCGGGUACCUGUCGCCGUCCGCGGGCCUGAAGUUCAUCGUGGCGUACGGUGCGUUCUGCGAGCUGUCCCAGGACCAGUCCGCCGGCACCGCUGCCGCGGCGGGCGACUUCGGCUUCAAGGUGCUGACGUCCAGCGACGCCGCGGAGAAGCAGAAGAAGUUGGCGGCCGAGAUCGCCAAUGGCCGCCUAGCCAUGAUGGCGAUCAUCGGAAUGUUUUUCCAGGACGGCUUGACCGGCUCUGCCUGGGGCGACUGGGCGCUCUACACGGGGUCUCCGUUGCGCGCGUUCGAGAGCGAGCUGGGCGUGCAGGCCCCUGUGGGCUACUGGGAUCCCCUUGGCCUGAGCGCCGACGGCGACGCCGACUCCUUCAAGCGGCGCCGGGAGACGGAGCUGAAGCACGGACGGGUGUCGAUGCUCGCGACGAUGGGCUACAUCUCCCCCGAGUACUUCAAGUUCGCUGGCUACCUCUCGCCGUCCACCGGUCUGAAGUUCUCGGACGUGCCGAACGGCCUUGGCGCGCUCGCAAAGGUGCCAGGAGCUGGCAUCUGUCAGUGGGUCAUCUUUUGCGGGCUGGUGGAGGUCAACUUCGGUUUCGGCGCCUUCAAGCGGGGCAGCGAGCCAGGCAACUACGGGUGGAGGGCGAUCACCUCGACCGACCCCGAGACGAAGCAGAAGAAGCUCAGGGCCGAGCUCGCCAACGGCCGCCUGGCCAUGAUGGCGAUCAUCGGCAUGUUUUUCCAGGACGCUGGGCGUGCAGGACCCGGUUGGCUUCUGGGACCCCGCCGGCUUCACGGCGGACGGUAG